GCGGCUGGUCGGCUGUCAGCGCACAGAAGAUGGUGGCGGCUGCGGACACUGCGUUGCCCGCCGCGCCCGGAUAGCGCACACACAUACACACACACAUACACACAACCUUUCCAGGAGGAUUUCGACGUUGGAGUGGCACGCAGAUAAUGGUCAGAUAACGACAAGAAGAAAAUCUCAUCUCACUGUGGACGGUGCAAGGGAAUGAAAAAGCUGGACGAUGCAGAAGCCCAAAUCCUCCAGUCUUGGGUUUUAAGGGGAAUUAUUUAGAAGGUAUGGAAAUACUGCCUUGCGCGUUCCAUGCAGUUCAAUUAAAGUGGCGUGACAAGGAACGCACUCUGUUUUGACCUGUGGGACUGUGGUGAGGGGGGCGUGGAGCAGAGGUGGACACCUUUUAAUUCUCUCUCUCUCUUCAUGCUGGUGUGUGCAAACUUUACUUGGGAGUAAAAGGGACUGGAUUGGACGAGACUUCAUGUCUGCUCAAGGCUGCGUUUUGUCAUCUGUCCGGUUGGCACAGAAUAUCCAGGUAAAAGCCGGCAUGGUCAGAAACAGGACAUCUGGAUCUUUUCUUGGGGUGCAGAACUCGGCAACGGUAGAUGUGUCUGCGGAUACCAAAGCAAUACGAAUGUUACCGACCAAUGAACGAAGAUUGAAUUGUGCGUAACCGCAGAUGUGCGUAUUUACAGGUCUGGCAAAAAAAAAAAAACCCAACACAAACAAACAAAUUCCUCACGUCCAAAGACCCCUUCUGCGUUUGGAGACAGUAGUCAGGCUCCGUCCAAAAGAAUAGUCGCGAUUAGGCCCUGAAGCAAUGAGUAUGUGUGUCUAAAUACAAGCUCUUGUGGCAGCUUUUGCGCACACAUUCACCCAGCUGACCUCUUCAAUCACCAAGCAAAACAGAAGAUCCAUAUCUCCAGCCGUUUGGGAAAUACACAAAGAAACACAGUGGAGAAGUAGUUUUUGCUGAAGUUUGUAAAAAAAAAAAGUAGCAGUUAUUCCCAAUGGAGCAAGCAGAGAAGAAUAAACUGACUAGGCAAGCAAUAGUAAUGAAAUGUGACUGCAGCAGGCUUUCCAAUAAAUCUAUUUACUAUUAUACUAUUUAAAGCAUUUAAUAUUCAACCUUUAUUCCCACAUUUUAGUGAGUAUAAGUUGUCAAGCACCCCUUUUAACCUAUCCUAUGGUCUUUCUUUUUCCACUUUGGCUUUUUUUUAGACAGUACUUUCUGUGUUUUCCCAAUGUUUUUCCAAUGAGUAAAAGACUUUGCAGGCAGCUGAGUGGAUUUGGAGUGAAACAGAGCAGGCAGAGAGUGAACCUUGCAGUCUCAAGUGCGUCAAAACAGACGGGAACCUAGAGGAAUGCAGGGAUUGACGUCAAGAAAGGCAGUAAUGAACUACUCAAAAUUUUUGGAAGGUGUGCUGGUAUUACUUCAGCCUCGACGUGGCUGAGUGGAAAUUUUUCCUCACACGUUUUUCAACUUUUUAAUGUCUGUCAUUCCUUUUGUUGUCUUACUGUGGCUCCAUACUUUGCCUUAUUUUUUUACAUACUUUGGAAUAACACUUGCUUAUGCAUAGACUUUAAUUCUGUAUCGAUUUUUAAAAUGGCAUCCCCCCAGCAUCAACAACUGCUGCCUCACAACACAGAAGUGAGCUGUGACUCAAGUGGAGAUGGAGGCGUCUCAGUGAGGAUUGGCAGUAGUGUCAAGCAUAAGCAUGGAGGCGGGCCGUUAGGUUCAUUCGGGGGAGGCUUCAUGGGGGGAUCCAAACACUGCAAGUACAGUAUCUCCUCCAGUUGUAGCUCUGGAGAGUCCGGAGUGAGGAGGCCUGUGGUCAAGAGCUUUCGUGCGCAGAAGAAGAUGCCUCAGCUUUUUGAGAGAUCUGCAGGUCAUUUCUGGGACCCAAAGUUUGACUCCUCUAUCCUGGAGGAGGCCUGCAGAGAAAGGUGUUUCCCCCAGACCAAGCGACGGUUCCGCUAUGUGCUCUUUUAUCUGGUCUCUGCUGGUUUCCUCUGGGGAUUGUACUUUGCCACUAACCCCUCCCGCUGUGACAGGACAGUCUUUCUCAUUCCCACUGCAUCCUUCCUCCUUUUUUGCCUCCUCCUUUUCCUCUUAACUUUUACAAAGCUCUACUCUCGCUGCUACAACCAAGCAUCUCUGCUACUCAUCCUUGUAACCUUCAUCCUGACCCUGGCCCCACAAAUCCAAACAUCAGGAUUUGGGGACGUAGAGACCCCUACACUGACAUUUGAUGAGGAUGAGUUCAGUGGCGUGGGGCCUGUGCAAAACCUGUCUUAUGACAAGCUUGUGGGGGAGAGCUCCAGGUCACCAUGUAUCUCACCGGUAGGCAUGUUUUCACUCUGUAUCGAAGUUCUCCUGUUGCUAUACAGUGUUCUUCAUGUCCGUCUUUAUGCUUCUGUCCUGCUGGGCUUUCUCUAUUCUGUUUUCUUUGAGAGUUUGGGUUGGCUACACCUAAUUCAGGCAUCGGAUGACUGGAGCUUCUCCUCUCAGGCUGACUUGGAUACAUUAAGAUGGUUGGGGCCAGCCAAAGCUCUGCUGCACCUCUGUGCCCAUGCCAUUGGUAUACACUUAUUCAUAAUGUCCGAGGUGCGGUCACGAAGCACUUUCCUCAAGGUGGGACAGGCUAUCAUGCACGGUAAGGACCUGGAGGUUGAGAAAGCCUUAAAGGAGCGAAUGAUCCACUCUGUCAUGCCCAGAAUUGUGGCUGAUGAACUAAUGAAGCAGGGCGAUGAAGAGAUAGGGGACAGUUCUGGAAAACGCUACUCCACCAGCGGUGCAGCAGCUGCUCUCUCCAGCCCUAAGAACAAUAAACGCAAAAAAACCUCCAUCCCUCGAGGCCAGAUCAUUUUCAGGCCUUUCAACAUGAAACGAAUGGAGCCGGUCAGUAUCCUCUUUGCAGACAUUGUGGGAUUCACAAAAAUGUCUGCCAAUAAAUCUGCACAUGCCCUGGUGGGACUUUUAAAUGACUUAUUUGGACGUUUUGAUCGUCUUUGUGAACUCACUGGCUGUGAAAAGAUCAGUACUCUAGGUGACUGUUACUACUGUGUGGCUGGUUGCCCUGAACCCAGACCAGACCAUGCUUAUUGUUGUGUGGAGAUGGGCCUGGGCAUGAUCCAGGCUAUUGAACAGUUCUGCCAGGAGAAGAGGGAGAUGGUGAACAUGAGAGUGGGCGUCCACACAGGCACUGUACUGUGUGGUAUCCUGGGGAUGAAGCGCUUCAAGUUUGAUGUGUGGUCAAAUGAUGUUAACCUGGCCAACCUAAUGGAGCAGCUGGGUGUGGCUGGGAAGGUCCACCUAUCACAAGCCACAGCUAACUUCCUGGAUGACCGUUACCAACAUGAAGAUGGACAGGUCAAUGAGAGAAUAGGACAGAGUGUGGUGGCGGAUCAGCUGAAAGGCCUGAAGACCUACUUGAUUUCUGGCAGGAAGGUGGAACCACACUCCCAUUGUAGCUGCUCCCAGUUGGGGUUGUCUGGGCCUGAACACCCCGACCACAAGUGUUCCACGCCCAGAGUACACACACCUGAUGGUGCCCCCUCAGCCUGCAAACUGCCCACUGACAGAGCCAAGUCUCCAUGUUUGUCCUGCAGUGCGACUCUGAUGCCAGGAGAGGAUCAGGUUCUGGAGGAAGGAGCAGUGCACAAUGGCUGCCAUGAUGAUCACAAGACCAACAGCAACAAGGACUCUUCAAAUUUGAAGUGUUCCCCAGCCAUUUCCGCAGGACGCAGCCCCAAGGCGCUGAACGGUCUGCUCAGUCCAAGAAUGGAAGCCUUGAACAACAGCCAGACGUCAUUGUGUGAGAUGCUGCAGGAAAAAGAGAAGAAGACCUGGGGUGGCGGUGCUAUGGGCAUGGAUCACUCAGCGCUCAUCCCUCUACGUUCUAAGAACUUCAGGGAGAGAAGUGAUGCCCACUUUGUUGACGUCAUCAAAGAGGAUAGCCUUAUGAAGGACUAUUUUUACAAACCUCCCAUAAACAAGCUGAGCCUCACCUUCCUGGAAAAGAGCCUGGAGUCUGCUUACCGGAUAAGCUACCAGGAGGAGGUGGAGACCCAAGCAUUGGUUCAAACUUUUGCCAGCCCAAUGUUCAGUUCUUUCCUGGACAUGCUGCUGUGCUGUUCAGUGUUUUUGGCGCUCUCACUAGCAUGUUUCCUUCAACCACUUGUCACUCACCAGAGUCUGCCCAUGCCGGCACUCAUUGUAACUGCUAUAGCUGGCCUGUGUGAGGCUCUGGCUCUGCUGUUUGCUAUACGUAUGGCUUUUUACCUGGACAGUGCAUUGAAUUGCACUCGGAUGCUGAUGAGUGUAGUCUCAGGCUGGAUACCGCGACAUUUUAUAGGCGCUGUUCUGGUGUCCCUACCUGCAGUCACUGUUUUCUCAAAUAUCACAUGUGACAUGCAUCUAUCUAUCCAGUUCAUCAUGUUCAUCUGCUGUGCUGUCAUCAUAGCUAUCAUUCAGUACUGUAACUUCUGCCAGCUAAGCUAUUGGAUGCGCUCAACUCUGGCUACUUUGGUUGGUGUGGGACAACUUACUUUACUCUUCAGGUCCCCCUGCAGUGUUGCGAGGAGUCUGUUUAUUUGGUCAGAUGACCAAUACAAUAAUAGCAACACCUCAAUUGCCAUGUCUGACGGCCCGGCAGACUCUGAUCCAGAGCCCCACCUCCAGGACCUACUUGGCCCUGAAGCCUGUGUGGCCUUUUUCCUGCUCCUCCUCCUGGUCUGGUUUCUUAACCGUGAAUUUGAGGUCAGUCACCGUCUGCAUUACCAUGGUAAUGUAGAAGCUGAUCAACACCGCAUCAAGAUCCAGAACAUGAGGGACCAGGCUGACUGGCUGCUCCGCAAUAUCAUCCCUAUCCAUGUGGCCGAGCAGCUAAAGGUCACCCAGAGCUAUUCCAAGAACCACGACAAUGUGGGUGUAAUAUUUGCAAGUAUUGUAAACUUCAGUGAGUUUUAUGAAGAAAGCUAUGAAGGAGGCAAGGAGUGCUAUCGCGUCCUCAAUGAGCUGAUUGGAGACUUUGAUGAGCUGCUAAGGAAGCCUGCCUUCACAAACAUUGAAAAGAUCAAGACUAUUGGCGCAACAUACAUGGCAGCAGCAGGGCUCAAUGCGCAGCAGUGUGCAGAUGCCGCCCAUCCUCACGCCCACCUUCGUGCUCUUUUCGAAUUUGCCCUAGAAAUGAUGCACGUGGUGGAUGACUUCAACAAGAACAUGCUGGGCUUUGGUUUCAAGCUUCGCAUUGGAUUCAAUCAUGGACCUCUGACCGCGGGUGUGAUCGGUACCACUAAACUACUUUACGACAUCUGGGGAGACACGGUCAACAUUGCCAGUCGGAUGGAUACAACAGGUGUUGAGUGUCGUGUUCAGGUCAGCGAGGAGAGCUAUUGUGUGCUCAGUAGCAUGGAUUAUGAGUUUGAUUACCGUGGCACAGUUAAUGUUAAAGGGAAAGGCCAAAUGAAGACCUUCCUUUACCCUAAGAGCAGUGAAAGUGGCCCCGUACCCCAGUAUCAGCUGUCAGUCUCACCAGAGAUCCGGGCGCAGGUGGAUGGAAGUAUCGGGCGCUCACCCACUGAUGAAAUUGCCAGCAUGGUGCCCGCAACCAAUGUCAAUACAAGCAGCACCAACACUAUGGUGGCCAGUGCCAGUGCUGGUUCCUCAACCAACACAGGGCUUGCACAUGAGAAAGACGUGCCACAUUGUGGAGAUCAGGUGACCAACCGUGAGAGACGCCCUUCACCAGAACCCAGUCAUGCAAGGAGGUCUGUGUCUCAUAGUGGCCUGAUAUCUAUACCUGCUACCAACCUAGAGGAACCCACUUCUUCUGCAGAUAGCAAACAGCACAUCAUCUCAUCCUCCACUCUGCAAAAUACACACAGUAAUUCCACAACGUCUCAAAGAGACAUCAAGAAGGACAAAUGUGAUGAUCAUGACCCUAACAUUGGAGACUUGACCAGACUUUAAUAAUUUACUACAAAGGCACUUUUUGUCUUCAAUCCUUUACCCUUUAAAGCUCUUGUUACAGCUGGUUGGCAUUUGUGGAGUUGUUAUGCGUUCAGUCGUACCAGGGUAUAUAUAUUCACAAACUUUUGAAAGGACCUUCUUUUCUACGUCAGCCAGACAACUUUUGUCUUAAACUGAUGACUUUGGAUGGACUGUGAUGCAGGAACACAGAGAAGAAAAAGAUGUGAUGGCUGAAUCUGGACCUUCUCUUGCCUGCUACAAAUCCCACUGUCUCCUAUUUACCUACUUGAUAAUCUUUACACCUUUAAUCUUGAUUAGUUCUUUCCUAUGUCUUUUAAGUGCCUUUAGAGUAGAAUAAUGUGUAGACUAAGCCUUUUUCAGUAAGGGAAAAAAAUAACAUAAAAGGGAAAACUGUACAUUUGCAAACUUUUUGAAAAAAGAAACUUUGCUUUUGUCCUAAAUUUACUUUUUAAACUAUGUUUUGCAAUGAUAUUUAUGCCUUUGUCGAAGAAGAGCUCAUCAAGCUACCUUUCAUAUGACAAGUGCUACAAUGUGAGGAGAAUCUUAAUGUGUAGAAGGGAAAUAACAUAAUCUUCUCUUGUUAUACAUAUAUGUAAAAUCUGCACUAAAAUGCAGCAAGGCUUAUUUCUGUGUUCCUUUUGAAAACUCUUCAGGAAAGACGCAUCAGAGACUAAUCAUUACAGGCCAAGGGUAGAGGAGGCUGAGUUGUGAGUAUAUUUGCAUGCAUAAAGUAUGUAUGAGUGAGUGUGUUUGUAUGUGUCUGUGUAGGAAUCAGAAAAUCCAGGGACUAAUGAGGAGAGGUGCUCGAGCGACUUGAUGAAACUGCUGGAUGACAAACAGUUCAGGAACGCACUGAAAGAAAAAAAAACUUUGCUUGCUGAUGUGGCGGCUUUUUCCCUGGCCUUGGUUAACAUCUUUGUAUUGUCUCAGUUAUGAGGCAUGAUGGGCUUAGCUCCACUUAAUCAGCAUGUGGCGAACAACAGCAUCACAGACGAAGCUGUAAUUGUUACUAAUGUGUGCGCCCACCUCUGUGAUCCUUUCUCUUGUGGGCUCUGUUAAGUGUUGAUGAGUAUUUCAAGGGAUAUUACAAAGGCACUGCUGUACCUGUAGAAUGUCUUUAGCUGUGACUUUAGAUUGAUUAGAGAAAACAACUGCCUAGGUUGCUACGGAUUACACUGUAUGCUAGUCGAUAGUGCUUUUUUUAAGACAUUGAUAAUCAAAGUGGAAUGUCACAAAUCAAAACAAUGUGUUUUAUUUGUAUUUAUUGUAACACAAAACUUGAACUGUUCAUGUGAAACUCCCAUCUCUAAUCUCUAAUGCAAACAUUUUGCAUUAGAUGCUUUGUACUUGCAAUGGCAUGAAACUUAAUGUAUAAGCACUGUAAAUACAAAGACAGUGCAUCAAGUUUUCAUAUUGCUUUGUAUAUGUUUUUGCUCAAUUUGACUUGAUUUACUUCAAUCUAUUUUGUCAUAUAUUAAUGAAACCUGUCAUUAAGGAUUGUGUGCUCAGAAGCAAAAAAGAUAUUACCAUGCAAUCCACUUCAGUGUCUUAUUUUUGACAUUUAAAUACAUAGAAAAACCUCAUAGUUUUUAAUUAUCAGGACAUAAUCAUGAUCAUAAUCAGUACUAUGAAAUAAAUAUUGCAUAAAAAAGACACAAGUUUGCCUUUUUUAUCAUUACAUAAUUAAUUUUUGGAGCAUUAAUCAUUAUCUCAUAGAUAAGUCAUCUGCUUUGGGUUUUGUGGAUUUGCUGCUUUGUGCCUUUUAAAUUCUCCCCUGCUGUUGUGUUCACUGUGAGCUCUAAUUUGCUUUUCAUGUAAAAAGGGAAUUUAAGCAGUGCCUUUUCUUAAUGUAUACAACUUAGUGUAAUCAUACCAAAUGUAUCCUACAUAAUUGGCCUUAAUGUCAUUCUUUGCUUGGCCUUCAUUUUGUAAUCCGGUUCAGGUGGGUUGAAUUGUUUUAAAUGCAAUAAUACCAUUUUAACAUGAUCAUUUUGAUGGAAAUAUGACCUGCUUUAUGCUUAUGAGCACACAAUCCUUGUACCAGUCUGAAUUUGUGUAUGUUAUGUUACAAAAAGGGACACUUAGAAUAAUGAUGCUACUGUCGAACAUUAAGUAUUCAAUAGAGGUCAUGAUACUUUAAUGUCAGGUAAAUUUCAUAAAGCUACAUUCCUUUUUUUCCUCUUGGUAGUUUUGAUGACAUAUUUGAAACACUAUGUUUUUUAUUAACUCUUUUGAACUAACAGGAAAAAUAAGGUAAAGUCUGAACUAACAGUUUUUUUUAUUGUAUCUUGAUUUGUUUUGCUGCAAACAUUUGCUUAUGGUUGACUUGGUUUGAAUUUUUGAAAUGACAUUCUGAACCAGCAGAGUGGCACAAUGGAAAAAAUUUGAUGCCAAAGAGUGUAACCACCAUCUCUUAGAUCUUUUCUUUCGUUGGUUGCAUUUUGCAUGUUUAAGAGGUCAUUUCUAUACUCACUGUUACAAGACAUUUGCACAAAGCUCUCACUUUUUAUGUACAGUAUGCCUUUGUAUUGUAUAGUAUCUGAGCAUUUUUUUAUUAUUUAUAUGUGCAUGUACAAUAGUAUUAAUUAGUAUAAAGAACUGGGCGAUUCUAACAAUAUUGGAAUAAUAAUUGUAUGUUCUGUUUGCCUGCAUGUGUGUAAAACGUAUGAGUGUUUGUAAAACUGUGUGAUCGUAUCAUAUGGAUUGUAUGUGGUUUGGAGGGGAUGCUUUUAUUUUUUGCAGGAAUGUGACCUGUUGGCCUACACUUUAGUGAAUUUUAUCAUCUCAGAAAGUAUGAUAUGUAAGACAGUAAGACUUAAGUCAACACAGGUCACGUUUCUUCUGUUGCUUUUCUAAAGUUAAACUAGCCAAAUAAAACAAGCUGUUCUAGAUGUUGGCUGGUAGGCAGUAUUUAAGUAGUUUGCUAAAGCCAUACUGUAAUGGAUUGUUGCUUUCUUUUUAAAUGUUUUUGUAUAUAGCACGCUAAAAAGUAUGCAAAUGAAAUUUAAAUUAAAUAAAAACGGUUGCUGGGAAA
Molecule: messenger RNA, 9017 nt
Organism: Sphaeramia orbicularis (orbiculate cardinalfish)
Lineage: Eukaryota; Metazoa; Chordata; Actinopteri; Kurtiformes; Apogonidae
Gene: adcy9b
Product: adenylate cyclase 9
Exons: 10
Coding region: 1595-5962 (1455 amino acids)
Biological process (GO): cyclic nucleotide biosynthetic process; adenylate cyclase-activating G protein-coupled receptor signaling pathway; intracellular signal transduction
Cellular component (GO): plasma membrane
Molecular function (GO): adenylate cyclase activity
Source: RefSeq, a predicted model, not a curated record